AUGGCUUCUCUACCCCGUCAGUUGUCACUCCCACCGCUGCUGAAAUUGCCUAUGGUCUUCGACAAGAAGACCACCAUGCAGCAAAAUGUUCUCAUCUUUGAUCUUGGAGGUGGAACUUUUGAUGUCUCCCUUCUGACCAUCAAAUUCAAGGCCACCGCUGGUGACACCCAUCUUGGUGGAGAAGACUUGGACAACUUUCUUGUCAACCACUUUGUCUCUGAAUUCAAGCGCAAGAACAAGAUAACUUAG
Messenger RNA from Puccinia triticina, 249 nucleotides. RefSeq lists its product as uncharacterized. NCBI's taxonomy places the organism in Eukaryota, Fungi, Basidiomycota, Pucciniomycetes, Pucciniales, Pucciniaceae. The transcript is spliced from 2 exons. Gene Ontology annotation, biological process: protein refolding; cellular response to unfolded protein. The coding region runs from base 1 to 249 and encodes 82 amino acids. Gene Ontology annotation, cellular component: cytoplasm. The record is from RefSeq and is a predicted model, not a curated record. Gene Ontology annotation, molecular function: ATP binding; ATP-dependent protein folding chaperone; misfolded protein binding.